UGGCAGCGGAUCAAGGAGGGCAGCGUGAUCGACCGCGUGCCGCUGAUCGGCGUCGGGGACAUGAUUGAGGCCAUCAACGGGCGCAGCCUGGUGGGAGCGCGGCACUACGACGUGGCGCGGGCACUGAAGGAGCUGCCGCGAGGGAGAACCUUUGCCCUGCAGCUCACCGAGCCCAGAAAGGCCUUUGACAUGAUCAGCCAGCGCACGGCGGGGGGCCGGGGGGGGGGCACAGCGCUGGGCAGCGGUCGGGGCACCCUGAGGCUGCGCGCCCACGGCCCGGCCACCGUGGAGGAGCAGCCCAGCGCCUUCGAGGAGCGCGCCAUCGCCAAGGUGGACGAUCUGCUGGAGAGCUACAUGGGCAUCCGCGACACCGAGCUGG
This is a messenger RNA of Lagopus leucura (white-tailed ptarmigan), 379 nucleotides long. Its product is annotated as PDZ domain-containing protein GIPC1-like. The record is from RefSeq and is a predicted model, not a curated record. Lineage: Eukaryota; Metazoa; Chordata; Aves; Galliformes; Phasianidae. Gene Ontology annotation, molecular function: protein binding.